AUGGGCCGAGGACAGAGAGCAUCGGGCAGAGAUAUAGGCUCUACACAUUCUUACGUAGCUAGUGCGGUGUCUGAGACUUUGGGGUUACCGUUUGAGAGCACUUCUAGUGAAAUAACAGUGGUGAGUUUGUUGGGGCAGUCUGCUGGAGUUAAUAAACUGUUUAGAGAUGUACCAUUAGAGGCCCAAGGGACUGUAUUUCUGGCUGAUCUGAUGGAGCUUCCAUUUGAGGAGUUUGACCUGAUUUUGGGUAUGGACUGUGUUGCUGAUUCUGGAGACUCUUCGGUUAAGGACAUUCGAGCGGUAAGAGAUUUUUUUGAUGUUUUCCUAGAGGAACUAUUGGGAUUACCUCUGAAUCGUGAGGUAGAAUUUGGGAUUGAGUUUUUUUCGGGUACAGCUCCGGUGUCUAUCGCCCCUUAUCGAAUGGCAUCGAAAGAGCUGACUGAACUUAAAGCUCAGAUUCAGGUGUUGUAG
Messenger RNA from Gossypium arboreum, 471 nucleotides. RefSeq lists its product as uncharacterized. Bases 1 to 471 code for a protein of 156 amino acids. Lineage: Eukaryota; Viridiplantae; Streptophyta; Magnoliopsida; Malvales; Malvaceae. The record is from RefSeq and is a predicted model, not a curated record. The transcript is spliced from 3 exons.